GUUCCUCAUUCUGGCGGACGAGCAUAACAGUCCAUGUCGACCGGCUGACCCACUUGGCUAACCAGAUACUGUCAGCCUGUCUGUCCAGCAGCCUGUAUGUGGAUCUGAGGAAAAACACAGAAGAAUUCUGAGGACUAAAGAAAAAAACUUUUGGAAGUGGAUGAAGUGUUUUCUUCAUCAGGGACACUAACUAAGAGAGGCAGUAUGGGCUGUAUGAAGUCCACGCUGAGCGAAGGUCUGAACGGAGGUGUGGAGGGGAAGAUCGUUCAGCAGACUGUACGUACCGACCACACGCACUAUGUCAGAGACCCCACCUCCAAUACAAAAAGCAACAUAAGUAACUCCCUGUUACCUGGUCAGGUGUUCCAAAAGAUGGAAGAGAAUAGAGGGGUCGGUAAAAUUGUGAUCGGCCUUUACCCAUAUGAAGCUGUGCAUCCUGACGAUUUAGGAUUCAAGAAAGGAGAAAAGAUGAAAAUCUUAGAGGAACAUGGGGAGUGGUGGAAAGCCAAGUCAUUGACAACCAACAAAGAAGGAUUCAUCCCGUGCAAUUAUGUCGCCCAAGCUAACACCAUGGAAACAGAGGAGUGGUUUUUCAAGGGCAUCACAAGAAAGGAUGCAGAGAGACAGCUGUUGGCGCCUGCAAACAAACCAGGCUCUUAUCUCAUCAGGGAAAGUGAGACAUCAAAAGGAAGUUAUUCGCUGUCCAUCAGAGACGUUUGCACCCAGGGGACAGAUUCGGUCAAACACUAUAAGAUCAGGACGAUGGAUAACGGCGGCUAUUACAUCUCUCCUAAAAUCUCCUUCCCCGACAUCGGCGGCAUGAUCAAACAUUACCACAACAAAGCAGAUGGCCUGUGCCGUAAACUGGAACGUGCGUGUGUGAAACCCAAAGCUCAGAAGCCGUGGGAUAAAGAUGCGUGGGAGAUUUCCAAAGACUCUAUCAAGAUGCUGAGGAAACUCGGAGCAGGCCAGUUUGGAGAAGUCUGGAUGGCUUACUACAACAACUUAACCACGGUGGCGGUGAAGACGCUGAAGCCGGGCACCAUGACGGUGGAGGCCUUCAUGGAAGAAGCCAACGUCAUGAAGACCCUGCAGCACGACAGGCUGGUGCGGCUCUACGCUGUGGUCACCAAAACACCACCCAUCUACAUCAUCACCGAAUUUAUGGCAAAUGGGAGCCUACUAGACUUCUUAAAGAGCGACGCGGGAUGCAGACUCCAGCUACCAAAGCUCAUCGAUUUCUCAGCGCAGAUAGCGGAGGGCAUGGCGUACAUAGAGAAGAAGAAUUACAUCCACCGAGACCUGAGAGCAGCUAAUGUCCUGGUGUCAGAGAGUCUGCUCUGUAAAAUAGCAGAUUUUGGACUGGCAAGAGUCAUCGAGGACGACGAGUACUCUGCCAGAGAGGGAGCCAAAUUCCCCAUCAAGUGGACCGCUCCGGAGGCCAUCAACUACGGAUCCUUCACCAUCAAGUCGGACAUGUGGUCCUUCGGAGUUCUGCUCUACGAGAUUAUAACCUACGGGAAAAUCCCGUACCCAGGUAUGACCAAAGGAGAGGUGAUAUCCACGGUGCAGCGCGGCUACCGGAUGCCUCAGCCCGACAACUGUCCCGCCGAGCUCUACGAGAUCAUGAUGUCCUGCUGGAAGAACAAACCUGAGGACAGGCCCACCUUCGACUACAUGCAGAGCGUCCUGGACGACUUCUACACGGCCACAGAGGGACAGUACCAGCAACAACCAUAGAGAGAAAGAAAGACAUUCACUUCAGAUAUGUUUGGAGCUACUUUAGAGAUGUUUUUUUUGUAAUAUUUUGUAUAUAUAUGAUAUACUCUAUACAUGUAUACAAUGCGUUUCUUUAAUAUUUGCUGUAUAGAAUAUGCAGGUUUCCAGAACAUAGUAUAUUGUGGCUACUCAAAGUAACAUGUGUGUUCAAGUUCUGUAUUUAGUGCUUCUUUUAAGCAUGCUGGGGUAUAGAGGGGAUGGAUUUUACACAAAAUUGAUAAAAACAGAUGAGCAUUAUAUGCAACAGAGAUAAAGAGUCUUAAUCAUGUUUUUGGAGUCUCGUGCCAAAGCGUUUUAAUAUUUGGGCAAAAUACUUUUCAUUUGUUUACGGAGGGACUGAAACAGCUGACAUUUUACAAAUUCUUUGCAAAGGCAGGACAGAAUAUGGGAGGAUUUGUGUGUUGAUUUCUGUACAAACUGAGCAAACAUUUAUCGAUUAUUUCUUUGACUGGUUAUUUAAAAUGCUGAAUUGUUCUUUGACCACAUGUGUUCAACAAACUUAAUGUCCAUCUCCUAGGCUGUAAUUAAUGGCAGCCUUUCUCAAAAAGAAAAAGUUAAGUCUUCUAUCUGCCCUGUGUUUGUAAAUCAGCAUUAUAUGUUGUGAUUUUCCAUUAUAACAUUUCCUUUGGGUUGAUAAUCAAAGAGAGUUUUAGAUCAAAUCAUGAUCUACAAAAAUAUAUGUCCUUUUUACAUUUCAUGACUAAUGAUUUCAUAAGCUGCUCUGACAAUGUGACCCCUAGAAAAAAGAAAGUUGUUUGAGUUGUUUCUGUCUGUUUGCUGUUUCAUUGACCAGUAAAGGGUUGAUACCCUCACUUCAUAUUGAAGUGCUGUAGUUCUUGCAUGUUUGUUGUGUUUAUUUCUUUGUUUUAGGAUCUAGGUGUAGCUAGUCUGGACUUUGAAGUUGCACUUGGUUUGACGUUGGAUGGCUCUUGGUGAUCUUGAGUAAAAAUAGGUUCAAUUUAGACAUGAUUAUAAAUGCACAGAAGAGUGAUACCCUGUAGCCCCUGUUUUACCGAUUUCGGUCAUUGGAGCCAUGAGCUGUUUAUUUGUCAUGUAAUGAUUUGAGUUGUAUAUUUUAUAUUUGAAAUGAGAAUGUACACAUGUUGUAUGGACUAGAGGUGUAUGCAGUAAAGUAUAUUCUGGGUUGGAUGUUGAGAGACGUAGUUCUCUUACUUCCCCACUGAUUCUGUUGAUUUUAUAAAGAACAAACUGCUCAUAA
Molecule: messenger RNA, 2998 nt
Organism: Anoplopoma fimbria (sablefish)
Lineage: Eukaryota; Metazoa; Chordata; Actinopteri; Perciformes; Anoplopomatidae
Gene: lyn
Product: LYN proto-oncogene, Src family tyrosine kinase
Exons: 13
Coding region: 205-1740 (511 amino acids)
Biological process (GO): protein phosphorylation; cell differentiation; cell surface receptor protein tyrosine kinase signaling pathway
Cellular component (GO): extrinsic component of cytoplasmic side of plasma membrane
Molecular function (GO): non-membrane spanning protein tyrosine kinase activity; signaling receptor binding; ATP binding
Source: RefSeq, a predicted model, not a curated record